Cladocopium goreaui is the source of this 735-nucleotide messenger RNA. Lineage: Eukaryota; Dinophyceae; Suessiales; Symbiodiniaceae. The record is from the annotation of a GenBank genome assembly.
AUCCUCUCCCUUGAACUGCGACGCAGCGGCCUCGCACCAGUGAAGCUCGGGUCCGCCUGGUGCGUGAGCCGAGGAGCUCAUACUCCAAUGGUUCAGCUCUAUAGCGCCACCAGAGUGAGUCACCUCUUUGCCCUGGUGAUAGACGAUGACUUUGAAGCCUUGACGAUUGCGGAGGAUUUGGCUACAGAGUUGGAGGCGUUGCUUGAGCCGGGAGCCUUAACAGAGGCCUUGGACGCAGCACGUGGUAGGCAAUCCAAGGUGCCGAGAUAUGACAUUCGCUUCUCUUCGGAAAGGACUCUGGAACCAAAGUUGCGCCAGGUCGUCUCUGAAAGUCUCCGAAGAGGUCUGAAGAAAAAAGUCCCAUGGCGAUUCGAUGAGAAGAGGCCCCAGGUGACACUGUGGGUACACUGGGGCCCCAGCUCUUUGGCUUUGGGCCUGGCGUCCGUCCUCUCCGCCGCGCGCCGCAACUUGUGUCGCCUCAGCGCCUUGGGGCUGCUGGGUGCGGAGGCAGCGCAAGGUGGCGCCUUGGCGGACCCCUGCUGCGGCCACGGGAAGGUGCUGCAGCUGGCGCUUCGGAUUUGGCCCAAGGAGCCUUCCAGAGUUGUUGGGCAAGACCUGAGACAGGCCGCCCUGAAAACCGCGCAAAAGACCUUGGGCAGCGCGGCAGCGCUGUGCCCGGGCGAUGGGGGGCAGCUGGCCCUGCAGCCGGGUGGGCCCCCAGUAGAUGGGUUCUAA